Effrenium voratum is the source of this 1685-nucleotide messenger RNA. The record is from the annotation of a GenBank genome assembly. NCBI's taxonomy places the organism in Eukaryota, Dinophyceae, Suessiales, Symbiodiniaceae.
GCCCCUUUGGAGUGCCCGCUUUUGGCCCCUUGUCGAUCUCCCGGAAAGUCGGGGCCAUGCGGCGGGCCAUGCAGAGAUUUCACACCGAGCCCGCGCCGCUGAAGUUGCGGAAGCCCACGCUUCACUCAGUGCGGAGCAUGGGCGCCGGGCAAAAUGCACCCACGAUUCCCGACACAGACGGCGUGAAUGACAUGCUGCAAGAGGCUGGCCAGAACGCUACUCUCAUGGACGUCGCCCGUGGCAUUCUUGAUCGAUUGGUGGAACGACCUGAGCUGGAGGUUCAGGUUGAAGAAAUCCUUUUUCUGAAGGAGUGCUUGGGCUCGAACUUGGAAACCCUGGCGAUGCCAUGUAUGCUGCUACAGCGGGACACUGGAGACGUGACACCAGGCGGCUAUGACUUUUUGAUGACCUAUACGAAGCAGGUCAACACCAGCUCCUCUUGUCCUGGAACUCCUGGGAGUCGUUCACGGACGCCCUCGGUGGCUUUUACUCGCCCGCCAUCGUGGGAGUCCCUGAAGUCCAGCAUGCUGGAGGACUUUGACAAAUGGGACUUUGACAGCUUUGAGCUAGCAGAUGCAACGAAGGGCAAUCCGUUGCACUUUGCUGGGUGGAAGGCCCUGGAUGCGUUCCUCACGGACCAGACGUCGGACAUUUUCCUGGAGAUGGAGAAGACCACGCGUUUUCUAGAGGCUGUGGAGGACAUGUAUGCUAAGCAAGGGUCUGUACUUUAUCACAACAAUGUUCAUGCGGCGGAUGUCACGCAAUGUGUACAUGCACUGCUUUCGCAAUUUGGCUUCGCUGCAUAUUUUGACCAGCUCAGCAUCCUUGCACUCAUUUUGGGUGCCGCCGUGCAUGACAUGGGCCACGAUGGACGGACCAAUUCCUUUCACGUGAACACAUGCGAUGAGAUUGCGUUGACGUACAACGACAUCAGCGUGCUUGAGAACAUGCACAUCUCGAAAACCUUCAAGCUGAUGCAUAGUGACCCGUCAACGAACAUCCUGGACGGGCUUAAGACAGAUCACCGCACUCGAUUACGCAAAGAGAUGGUUGAGGUGGUGCUUGGCACUGACAUGUCUUCUCACUUCAGCAGUGUGGCAGACUUCAAGACACUAAUUGAGAAGCUUGGAAACGAUCCUCGGGAAUGGCAUUGCGAAGCGAAAGCUAUGUCUGCUCUGCGAGUCAUGGUGCUCCAUGCCAUGGACAUCUCCAAUCCUGCCAAAGUCUUGCACAUCUCCGACAAGUGGUCGGAUCUGCUGCGGCAGGAGUUCUUCCUUCAAGGGGAUGAGGAGAAGCGACUUGGUCUACCCAUCUCGCCGCUCUGCGAUCGCGAGACAGUGCGUUUUGCCAGUUCGCAGGUGGGCUUUUUCACCAUCAUUGUGCAACCAACGUUUGCGUUGAUGGCUGAGCUGCAGCAUCCUGUGAAGGACGUGCUGCUGGCGCACCUUCAGUCUAACACCGAAACUUGGGAAGCGCGCAAGAGGAAGGAGUCUGCUGACCACAGCAGCCCCCAAGCCUCGGCCCAGCCUGCGGGCGUUUCCAGGUCCGAUAGAUCUGGCAGCGUUUGCCGGACAGCCUCAAGGCAGGAAGGCUCAAACAACAGCUUGCCUUCUGAGCUGCGGACCGUGCUACCUGGAGUGUCAUCAUCUCGACGAUGGUAAGUCCUGAGCUGCGCUCACACAACA